This is a messenger RNA of Spirometra erinaceieuropaei, 649 nucleotides long. NCBI's taxonomy places the organism in Eukaryota, Metazoa, Platyhelminthes, Cestoda, Diphyllobothriidea, Diphyllobothriidae. The record is from the annotation of a GenBank genome assembly.
AUGCAACGCAGCAUCGACCUGUUCUCCGCCGCCUGCGAGAACUUCGGUCUGGUCAUUAAAACGCAGAAGACGGUGAUGAUGCACCAACCUCCACCCAACUCAGCCACAGGCCACAACGAGCCGCCGGAAAUCAGCGUGAAUGGGACCCAACUGCAAGUGGUAGAGAACUUCCCGUACCUGGGCAAUACCCUAUCUCGCAACUCAAAGAUCGAUGACGAAGUCGCCAACAGGAUCUCGAAAGCCAGUCAAGCCUUCGGUCGCCUCCAAAGCACAGUUUGUAAUCGCCAUGGUCUUCAACUGAGCACGAAGAUGGAGGUGUACAAGGCCGUCAUCCUGCCGACGCUACUAUAUGGAGCGGAGACUUGGACGGUGUACACGAGGCAGGCACGUCGACUGAACCACUUCCACCUCAGUUGUCUUCGUCGCAUCCUGAGGCUGCACUGGCAGGACCGCAUCCCCGACACCGAUGUGCUGGAAAGAACGGGAAUCCUGAGCAUCUUCUCCAUGUUGAGACAAAUACAGCUGCGCUGGAGUGGCCACCUGGUGCGCAUGGACGACGAGCGACUACCCAAACGACUCUUCUACGGAGAUGUCGCGACGGGUUCUCGACGUCAAGGAGGCCAAAUUCGCCGUUACAAGGAUAUUCUGA